AUGAGUCUCGACGCGCCGAAGGAAUACACCAUAGCACAGGAGUCACCGACCGACUCUGAGAAAGCGGUGCACAUCGCCAGGCACAGCCCAGGAGAUGGCUACGUGCCCGAAAACUUUCGCGAGAAGGACUUUCUCACCCGCAAUGGCCUCAGCCUCAACAGUUUCCGAAGACGCGACUGGGGGACGGGCGUGGAGGAGCUUGAUCGCUCCAUGAAGUCCCGCCACCUGAACAUGAUUGCUAUUGGGGGCUCAAUCGGCGCUGGUUUCUUCGUUGGCUCUGGAGGAGCUUUGACUCGAGGCGGCCCGGCCUCUCUUCUCAUUUGCUUCCUCAUCACCGGAGUUAUGAUCUUCAACGUCGUCUACGCGCUCGGAGAAUUGGCCGUCAUGUAUCCCAUCAGCGGAGGGUUCUACACAUAUUCGGUUCGCUUUAUUGAUCCUUCAUGGGGCUUCGCGAUGGGUUGGAACUACGUCUUCCAAUGGAUCAUCGUCCUACCGCUCGAACUGACCGUCUGCUCCUUCACCGUGCAAUAUUGGAACAAAGACAUAAGCGUAGCGGUCUGGAUCACCAUCUUUUGGGUCUUCAUAAUCUUUAUCAAUGUCUUCGGGACCCUGGGCUACGCCGAGGAGGAAUUUUGGGCCUCCCUGUUCAAACUGCUGGCGACCGUCAUCUUCAUGGUCGUUGCCGUCGUUCUCGUUUGCGGCGGUGGACCCUCGAGUGGUAUCUACGACGAGUACUGGGGCGCCCGGCUGUGGUAUAACCCUGGUGCCUUUCAGAACGGCUUCCGUGGCUUCUGCUCCGUGUUUGUCACGGCGGCUUUUGCGUUUGCGGGCACCGAACUCGUGGGACUUGCUGCCGCCGAGUCCAACAACCCUGGCAAGUCCCUUCCGAGCGCCAUCAAACAGGUCUUCUGGCGUAUUACCCUAUUCUACAUCCUCGGGCUCACUUUCGUCGGCCUUUUGGUUAGCUCUACCGACGACCGUCUCCUCAACGCCGCCAACCCGUACGCAGACGGCACGUCGCCUUUCGUGCUUGCACCCCUGGAUGCCGGCCUGAUCGGCUACGACAGUUUUAUGAACGUGGUCAUUCUUGUCUCGGUCGUGUCGAUUGGUGUUUCCAGCGUCUACGGCGGCUCGCGAACCUUGACCGCCCUCGCUCAGCAGGGGUAUGCGCCCCGGAUUUUCUCCUACAUCGACAGGUCCGGCCGACCGUUGCCCUCUGUGGUACUCAACCUGGCCUUUGGUGCGCUGGCUUAUGUUGUGCUGGCGUCGUCUGGCAGCGUCGUCUUCGACUGGCUGCUCGCGCUGUCUGGUCUCGCUGCCCUCUUCACCUGGGGUUCUAUCUGCGUGGCGCACAUCCGGUUCCGAGCAGCAUGGACCCGACAGGGGCGCAGCCUGGACGACAUCCCGUUCAAGGCGAUCGGCGGCGUGUGGGGAUCGUGGCUGGGCCUGUUCCUCGUGUUCAUUGCGCUGGCGGCGCAGUUCUUCGUCGCCAUCGCCCCGCCCUUCACCAGCGACCUGGCCAGCGCCGAAGACUUCUUCAAAGCCUACCUGGCCCUCCCCGUGGUGCUCUUCUUCUGGGCCUGCGGCUACCUGUGGAAACGCCACGGAUUCCUCCGCCUCGACCAGAUCGAUCUCGACACAGGCCGCCGCGAGCACGACUGGGAGACCAUCAAUGCCUUCAGGGCCAGGGUCGCGACUUGGCCGUGGUGGAGGAAGGCGCUCAGUGCCAUCUUCUGA
Cladophialophora psammophila CBS 110553 is the source of this 1737-nucleotide messenger RNA. RefSeq lists its product as uncharacterized. Gene Ontology annotation, biological process: amino acid transmembrane transport. The transcript is spliced from 6 exons. The record is from RefSeq and is a predicted model, not a curated record. Gene Ontology annotation, molecular function: amino acid transmembrane transporter activity. Bases 1 to 1737 code for a protein of 578 amino acids. Gene Ontology annotation, cellular component: membrane. Lineage: Eukaryota; Fungi; Ascomycota; Eurotiomycetes; Chaetothyriales; Herpotrichiellaceae.